Messenger RNA from Hyposmocoma kahamanoa, 690 nucleotides. RefSeq lists its product as uncharacterized. Bases 84 to 536 code for a protein of 150 amino acids. The record is from RefSeq and is a predicted model, not a curated record. Lineage: Eukaryota; Metazoa; Arthropoda; Insecta; Lepidoptera; Cosmopterigidae. The transcript is spliced from 2 exons.
AAUUUAAAUUUACGGCAAAUUGUUAAAGUGAUGUUGUACUUUCUAACUGCUUGCAAAUAAAAUGCUUUUCGUGGCCGACAACUAUGUCUGAGGUGAAAUCUGAGUGCGACGCAAGUAUUAUAAUAGGGUUGCUGGUGGUGUUCGCGUUGCCGCUAACGCUACUUGUGCCAGGGUUCUCGGUGUGGAAUGUGGUGCCAAAGUUGCGAGUGACAAGGUUCCACAUCUUUGCCCAACAACUGGACUGGUGUGAACUUAAUGCUGUUAUCAUUGCUCUUCUGGCAUUAUUCUUCUGUCUCUAUCUGGAAAUUCGAAAGCGGAAGUUGGAUGAUUUGGUAGAGAGCGUCCUAAUGGUAAAUCAAGCGACGGACAAGACAAUGGACGUGGAACGGGAACGGCAGACGGCUGCAGUCCGCGUAUGUGUUGACCUUUUGGACGCAUCAGGUGAGCACUACGAGAAUCUUCUCCUACUUCAAGGCGAUCUACGUCACCGCAAGCAACGCCCCCCUUCUAUUCAACCCAGUGGCUCCGAUAUGUAAACCUUUGGCAAAGGUUUGUUGGUUUUAUCGAUCUCGGAAAGCUCAAUGUUUUAAGUUUCAAUCACAUAUCAUAAAAAAAAUAUUGUAAUAUUAUUUUGUGACGUCAUAAUUUGUCAAUAUAACUUUUUUAUUUAUUGAAUAAAAAUAUUUUCCA